Messenger RNA from Echinops telfairi (small Madagascar hedgehog), 8957 nucleotides. RefSeq names its product inositol 1,4,5-trisphosphate receptor type 3 (gene ITPR3). The record is from RefSeq and is a predicted model, not a curated record. Gene Ontology annotation, molecular function: inositol 1,4,5 trisphosphate binding; inositol 1,4,5-trisphosphate-gated calcium channel activity. NCBI's taxonomy places the organism in Eukaryota, Metazoa, Chordata, Mammalia, Afrosoricida, Tenrecidae. Gene Ontology annotation, biological process: calcium ion transmembrane transport. The transcript has 61 exons. Gene Ontology annotation, cellular component: membrane; endoplasmic reticulum. The coding region runs from base 1 to 8247 and encodes 2748 amino acids.
AUGCUGGGGUUCUCAGGCCUCCCGGAAAGGAUCCGGGAAUUCUCUAACAGGAAGUUCCUGCCCGGCCAGCUCGGGGACAAAGCCAGGAAAGCAGCCCGGGCAUCGGGCAUCGCACCUGGCCGGCGCGCUCCGUUCCCUCCCAAGGAAGGCUUGGCCCUGGAGAAGGAGAAAGGGGGCGACGAGGAGACGGAAGAGGACAGCGUCUUUAACUUCUGUGUCCCCGGCAUCGUCCCUCUCCAGUCGCCGCUGCAUAAGACCUUUCGGUCGACAGAUACCGUGGGCUUUGUGGAGUCGGAGCUGAAGAUGCUGCUGGCCGUGCGGCGCGAGUCCCGCCUCUGGAAGAUGGGCGCCCAAGAGGGCCGGGAGCUGCUGGCCCAGCCAGAGAUCACCCUGGAGGAGGCGGGCAUUGUGGAUGGCCAGGUCCUGCCCCACCCCGCCCCACCCGGGUCCCUCCCCCUGCUCAAGGGCCCUGGGGAGAGCUCUGGUUACAGCGCCAGGCUGGUGGAUGACCGCUGCGUGGUGGAGCCUGCUGCCGGGGACCUGGACAACCCCCCUAAGAAGUUCCGAGACUGCCUGUUCAAGGUGUGUCCCAUGAACCGCUACUCGGCCCAGAAGCAGUACUGGAAGGCCAAGCAGGCCAAGCAGGACAAGGAGAAGAUCUCAGAUGUGGUGUUGCUGCAGAAGCUGCAGCACGCCGCCCAGAUGGAGCAGAAGCAGAAUGACACGGAGAACAGGAAGGUGCACGGGGACGUCGUCAAGUAUGGCAGCGUGAUCCAGCUCCUGCACAUGAAGAGCAACAAGUACCUGACUGUCAACAAGCGGCUGCCGGCCCUCCUGGAGAAGAACGCCAUGCGGGUGACGCUGGAUGCCACGGGCAACGAGGGCUCCUGGCUCUUCAUCCAGCCCUUCUGGAAGCUUCGGAGCAACGGGGACAAUGUGGUUGUAGGGGACAAGGUGAUUCUGAACCCCGUCAACGCCGGGCAGCCUCUGCACGCCAGCAAUUACGAGCUCACUGAUAAUGCCGGCUGCAAGGAGGUCAACUCGGUGAACUGCAACACCAGCUGGAAGAUCAACCUGUUCAUGCAGUUCCGGGACCACCUGGAGGAGGUGCUGAAAGGGGGAGACGUAGUGCGGCUAUUCCACGCGGAGCAGGAGAAGUUCCUGACGUGUGACGAGUAUAAGAGCAAGCUGCAGGUGUUUCUGCGGACCACACUGCGCCAGUCUGCCACCUCGGCCACCAGCUCCAACGCCCUCUGGGAGGUGGAGGUGGUCCACCAUGACCCCUGCCGGGGAGGAGCUGGCCACUGGAACGGCCUCUACCGUUUCAAGCACCUGGCCACCGGCAACUACCUGGCUGCCGAGGAGAACCCCGGCUACAAGGGUGACGUCUCAGAUGCCAAGGCGGCAGGCGCGGGUGCCCAGGGCCGGGCCGGCCGCAGGAAUGCCGGGGAGAAGAUCAAGUAUCGCCUGGUGGCCGUGCCCCACGGGAACGACAUCGCCUCCCUCUUUGAGCUGGACCCCACCACGCUGCAGAAAACCGACUCCUUUGUGCCCCGGAACUCCUACGUCCGGCUGCGGCACCUCUGCACCAACACGUGGGUCCACAGCACCAGCGUGCCUAUCGACGUGGACGAGGAGCGGCCCAUCCGGCUCAUGCUGGGCACCUGCCCCACCAAGGAGGACAAGGAGGCCUUUGCCAUUGUGUCCGUGCCCGUGUCUGAGAUCCGAGACCUGGACUUCGCCAACGACGCCAGCUCCAUGCUGGCCAGCACCGUGGAGAAGCUCAAUGAGGGGUUCAUCAGCCAGAACGACCGCAGGUUUGUCAUCCAGCUGCUGGAGGACCUGGUCUUCUUUGUCAGCGACGUCCCCAACAAUGGGCAGAACGUCCUGGACAUCAUGGUCACCAAGCCCAACCGGGAGCGGCAGAAGCUGAUGAGGGAGCAGAACAUCCUUAAGCAGAUCUUUGGCAUUCUGAAGGCUCCCUUCCGAGACAAAGGGGGCGAGGGCCCCCUGGUGCGCCUGGAGGAACUGUCGGACCAGAAGAACGCCCCCUACCAGCACAUGUUCCGGCUCUGCUACCGCGUGCUGCGGCACUCGCAGGAAGACUACCGCAAGAACCAGGAGCACAUCGCCAAGCAGUUUGGGAUGAUGCAGUCCCAAAUCGGCUACGACAUCCUGGCCGAGGACACCAUCACAGCUCUGCUGCACAACAACCGCAAGCUCUUGGAGAAGCACAUCACCAAGACGGAGGUGGAGACCUUCGUCAGCCUCGUGCGCAAGAACCGCGAGCCCAGGUUCCUGGACUACCUCUCCGACCUGUGUGUGUCCAACCACAUCGCCAUCCCGGUCACCCAGGAGCUCAUCUGCAAGUGUGUGCUGGACCCCAAGAACAGCGACAUUCUCAUCCAGACGGAGCUUCGGCCCGUGAAGGAGAUGGCGCAGUCCCACGAGUACCUGAGCAUCGAGUACUCAGAGGAGGAAGUGUGGCUCACGUGGACCGACAGGAACAACGAGCACCACGAGAAGAGUGUCCGGCAGCUGGCCCAGGAGGCGCGGGCAGGCAACGCCCAUGACGAGAAUGUGCUCAGCUACUACAGGUGCCCGCCUGCUGGCCGCCCCUCCUCUGCCUUCCGUGCUUCCAAGUGCUUCCUGCUGUGGUCUGGGGACCCCGGCGCCUGCAUCCCGGGAAGGAAAAUCAACGCCUCCCGAGACGACAAGAAGAACAAGUUCGCCAGCACCACGGAGUUCGUGGAGGACUACCUCAACAACGUGGUCAGCGAGGCUGUGCCCUUCGCCAACGAGGAGAAAAACAAGCUCACCUAUGAGGUGGUCAGCCUGGCGCACAAUCUCAUCUACUUCGGCUUCUACAGCUUCAGUGAGCUGCUGCGGCUCACACGCACGCUGCUCGGCAUCAUAGACUGCGUGCAGGGUCCCCCCGCCAUGCUGCCGGUCUACGAGGAUGCGGGCGGCAAGAACGUGAGGCGGUCUAUCCAGGGCGUGGGGCACAUGGUGUCCACCAUGGUGCUGAGCCGCAAGCAGUCGGUCUUCGGGGGCCCCAGCAUGCCCACUGGCACCGGUGCCCCCGAGCCCGCGGAUCGCAGCAAGUGCGAGGAAAACGAAGACAUCGUGGUGAUGGAGACCAAGCUGAAGAUCCUGGAGAUCCUGCAGUUCAUCCUCAAUGUCCGCCUGGACUACCGCAUCUCCUACCUGCUGUCGGUCUUCAAGAAGGAGUUUGUGGAGGUGUUUCCCAUGCAGGACAGCGGAGCUGACGGCACAGCCCCCGCCUUCGACUCCACCACCGCCAACAUGAACCUGGAUCGCAUUGGGGAGCAGGCGGAAGCCAUGUUUGGAGUGGGGAAGACGAGCAGCAUGCUGGAGGUGGACGAUGAGGGCGGCCGCAUGUUCCUGCGCGUGCUCAUCCACCUCACCAUGCACGACUACGCGCCGCUGGUCUCCGGGGCUCUGCAGCUACUCUUUAAGCACUUCAGCCAGCGCCAGGAGGCCAUGCACACCUUCAAACAGGUGCAGCUGCUGAUCUCGGCCCAGGAUGUGGAGAACUACAAGGUUAUCAAGUCAGAGCUGGACCGGCUGCGGACCAUGGUGGAGAAGUCGGAGCUGUGGGUGGACAAGAAGGGCAGCAAGGGCGACGAGGGGGAGGCGGGUGCCGCCAAGGACAAGAAGGAGCAGCCCACGGAUGAGGAGGGCUUCCUGCAUCCCCCGGGGGAGAAAAGCAGCGAGAACUACCAGAUUGUCAAGGGCAUCUUGGAGCGGCUGAACAAGAUGUGUGGCGUCGGGGAGCAGAUGCGCAAGAAGCAGCAGCGGCUCCUGAAGAACAUGGAUGCCCACAAAGUCCUGCUGGACCUGCUACAGGUCCCGUACGACAAGGGAGAUACCAAGAUGGUGGAGAUCCUGCGCUACACCCACCAGUUCCUGCAGAAGUUCUGUGCGGGGAACCCCGGCAACCAGGCCCUGCUGCACAAGCACCUGCACCUCUUCCUCACGCCGGGGCUCCUGGAGGUGGAGACCAUGCAGCACAUCUUCCUGAACAACUAUCAGCUCUGCUCCGAGAUCAGCGAGCCGGUGCUGCAGCACUUUGUGCACCUGCUGGCCACGCACGGCCGGCACGUGCAGUACCUGGACUUCCUGCACACCGUCAUCAAGGCCGAGGGCAAGUACGUCAAGAAGUGCCAGGACAUGAUCAUGACGGAGCUGACCAACGCAGGCGACGACGUGGUUGUGUUCUACAACGACAAGGCUUCCCUGGGCCACCUGCUGGACAUGAUGAAGGCCGCCCGCGACGGUGUGGAGGACCACAGCCCCCUCAUGUACCACAUCUCCCUGGUGGAUCUGCUGGCUGCCUGCGCUGAGGGCAAGAAUGUCUACACGGAGAUCAAGUGUACCUCCCUGCUGCCCCUGGAGGACGUGGUAUCCGUGGUGACCCACGAGGACUGCAUCACCGAGGUGAAGAUGGCCUAUGUGAACUUCGUGAACCACUGCUACGUGGACACGGAGGUAGAGAUGAAGGAGAUCUACACCAGCAAUCACAUCUGGACGCUCUUUGAGAGCUUCACCUUGGACAUGGCGCGGGUCUGCAGUAAGCGGGAAAAGCGCCUGGCGGACCCCACGCUGGAGAAGUACGUGCUGACUGUCGUGCUCGACACUGUCAACGCCUUCUUCAGUUCCCCGUUCUCCGAGAACAGCACCUCUCUGCAGACGCACCAGACCAUCGUGGUGCAGCUGCUGCAGUCCACCACCAGGCUGCUUGAGUGCCCGUGGCUGCAGCAGCUGCACAAGGGCUCCGUGGAGGCCUGCAUCCGGACCCUGGCCAUGGUGGCCAAAGGCCGGGCCAUUCUGCUGCCCCUGGACCUGGACGCCCACAUCAGCUCGCUGCUCAGCACCGGGGCCAGCUGUGCCGCCGCCGCCCAGCGCAACGCCUCCAGCUACAAGGUGGCCACUCGGGCCUUCCCGCGCGUCACGCCCACCGCCAACCAGUGGGACUACAAGAACAUCAUCGAGAAGCUGCAGGACAUCAUCACGGCCCUGGAGGAGCGGCUGAAGCCCCUGGUGCAGGCUGAGCUGUCCGUGCUGGUGGACGUGCUGCACUGGCCUGAGCUGCUCUUCCUGGAGGGCAGCGAGGCCUACCAGCGCUGCGAGAGUGGCGGCUUCCUGUCCAAGCUGAUCCAGCACACCAAGGACCUCAUGGAGUCCGAGGAGAAGCUGUGCAUCAAGGUGCUGCGGACCCUGCAGCAGAUGCUGCUCACAAAGAGCAAGUAUGGGGAGCGGGGCAACCAGCUGCGCAAGAUGCUGCUGCAGAACUAUCUCCAGAACCGGAAGUCCAGCUCGAGGGGGGACUUGCCGGACCCCAUGGGUGCCGGCCCGGACCAGGACUGGUCAGCAAUCGCAGCCACCCAGUGCCGGCUGGACAAGGAGGGGGCCACCAAGCUGGUGUGCGACCUCAUCACCAGCACCAAGAACGAGAAGAUCUUCCAGGAGAGCAUUGGCCUGGCCAUCCGCCUGCUGGACGGGGGCAACACCGAGAUCCAGAAAUCCUUCUACAACCUGAUGACCAGCGACAAGAAGUCGGAGCGCUUCUUCAAGGUGCUGCACGACCGCAUGAAGCGGGCCCAGCAGGAGACCAAGUCCACCGUGACGGUCAACAUGAGCGACCUGGGCAGCCAGCCCCGCGAGGACCACGAGCCAGACCCUACCACCAAAGGCCGCGUGGCGUCCUUCUCCAUGCCCAGCUCGCCGUCCCGCUAUUCGCUGGGCCCCAGCCUGCCCCGGAGGCACGACGUGGGCGAGCGCGUGCAGAGUAACGAGAUGGGCACGUCCGUGCUGAUCAUGCAGCCCAUCCUGCGCUUCCUGCAGCUGCUGUGCGAGAACCACAACCGCGACCUGCAGAACUUCCUGCGCUGCCAGAACAACAAGACCAAUUACAACCUGGUGUGCGAGACUCUGCAGUUCCUGGACAUCAUGUGCGGCAGCACCACGGGCGGCCUGGGACUGCUGGGGCUCUACAUCAACGAGGACAACGUGGGCCUCGUCAUCCAGACGCUGGAGACCCUCACCGAGUACUGCCAGGGCCCCUGCCACGAGAACCAGACCUGCAUCGUGACGCAUGAGUCCAACGGCAUCGACAUCAUCACCGCGCUGAUUCUCAACGACAUCAGCCCCCUGUGCAAGUACCGCGUCGAUUUAGUGCUGCAGCUCAAGGACAACGCCUCCAAGCUGCUCCUGGCCCUGAUGGAGAGCCGGCACGACAGCGAGAACGCUGAGCGCAUCCUCAUCAGCCUGCGGCCCCAGGAGCUGGUGGAUGUCAUCAAGAAGGCCUACCUGCAGGAGGAGGAACGGGAGAACUCAGAAGUGAGCCCACGAGAAGUGGGUCACAAUAUCUACAUCCUGGCGCUGCAGCUCUCCAGGCACAACAAACAGCUGCAGCACCUGCUGAAGCCCGUGAAGCGCAUCCAAGAGGAGGAGGCCGAGGGCAUCUCUUCCAUGCUCAGCCUCAACAACAAGCAGCUCUCUCAGAUGCUGAAGUCUUCCGCGCCGGCGCAGGAGGAGGAGGAGGACCCCCUGGCCUACUAUGAAAACCACACGUCCCAGAUCGAGAUCGUGCGGCAGGACCGCAGCAUGGAGCAGAUCGUGUUCCCGGUGCCCGCCAUCUGCCAGUUCCUGACGGAGGAGACCAAGCACCGGCUCUUCACCACCACGGAGCAGGACGAGCAGGGCAGCAAAGUGAGCGACUUCUUCGACCAGUCCUCCUUCCUGCACAACGAGAUGGAGUGGCAGCGGAAGCUUCGCAGCAUGCCGCUGAUCUACUGGUUCUCCCGCCGCAUGACCCUUUGGGGGAGCAUCUCCUUCAACCUGGCCGUCUUCAUCAACAUUAUCAUUGCCUUCUUCUACCCGUAUGUGGAGGGCGCAUCCACAGGCGUGCUGGGCUCCCCACUCAUCUCCCUGCUCUUCUGGGUCCUCAUCUGCUUCUCCAUCGCGGCCCUGUUCACCAAGCGCUACAGUGUCCGCCCUCUCAUCGUGGCCCUCCUCCUGCGCUCCAUCUUCUACCUGGGCAUCGGGCCUACGCUCAACAUCCUGGGUGCCCUCAAUCUGACCAACAAGAUCGUGUUCGUGGUGAGCUUCGUGGGCAACCGUGGCACCUUCAUCCGUGGUUACAAGGCUAUGGUCAUGGACAUGGAAUUCCUAUACCACGUGGGCUACAUCCUCACGAGUGUCCUGGGCCUCUUUGCCCACGAACUCUUCUACAGCAUCCUGCUCUUCGACCUCAUCUACCGCGAGGAGACGCUGUUCAAUGUCAUCAAGAGCGUCACCCGCAAUGGCCGCUCCAUCCUGCUGACCGCCCUGCUGGCCCUCAUCCUGGUCUACCUCUUCUCCAUUGUGGGCUUCCUCUUCCUCAAGGAUGACUUCAUCCUUGAGGUCGACCGGCUGCCCAGCAACCAGUCCAAAGCCAGCACCCUGGGGAUGCCACGGGGCGCCGCUACGUUUGUGGGCACGUGCAGCAGGGACACGACGGACUGUGACUCCGUCUCGGUGCCCGAGGUGCUGGGAGGGGACGAGGAGCCGGCGAGCACGGAGAGGGCCUGCGACACGCUGCUCAUGUGCAUCGUCACGGUCAUGAACCACGGGCUGCGCAACGGGGGCGGCGUGGGCGACAUUCUCCGCAAGCCCUCCAAAGACGAGUCGCUGUUCCCGGCCCGCGUGGUCUAUGACCUCCUGUUCUUCUUCAUCGUCAUCAUCAUCGUGCUGAACCUCAUCUUUGGGGUGAUCAUCGACACCUUCGCUGACCUGCGCAGUGAGAAGCAGAAGAAGGAGGAGGUUCUCAAGACCACGUGCUUCAUCUGCGGUCUGGAGAGGGACAGGUUCGACAAUAAGACGGUGUCCUUUGAGGAGCACAUCAAGCUGGAGCACAACAUGUGGAACUACCUGUACUUCAUCGUGCUGGUCCGCGUGAAGGACAAGACGGACUACACCGGCCCCGAGAGCUACGUGGCCCAGAUGAUCAAGAACAAGAACCUGGACUGGUUCCCCCGGAUGCGGGCCAUGUCCCUGGUGAGCAACGAGGGGGAGGGCGAGCAGAACGAGAUCCGGAUCCUUCAGGACAAGCUCGGCUCCACCAUGAAGCUGGUGUCCCACCUCACUGCCCAGCUCAGCGAGCUCAAGGAGCAGAUGACCGAGCAGCGGAAGCGCCGGCAACGCCUGGGUUUUGUGGAUGUCCAGAACUGCAUGAGCCGCUGAGCAGAGCCACGAGGCCCACAGGGCGCAAUGCUGGAGAGCCGAAUGGGAACAACACUGCCCGCCAUCGCGCUGGGGGCCCCGCUGGCUAGGUGCCCACCAGCUUCCGGUUCCCACUCUGCCAGAAACCCCCCGGAGCAGUGAGUUCUGAUCAGUGUUGGGGGUGGGCAGGGGAAUGUGGAGCCUGAGCUAGCAAUCCUGCCUCAAGCUCUUGACAAGACUCAGAAUGUCGCUGGGACUCAGUUUACCUUAGUGCCUUAGACAAAGAUAAGUCCUGGAGACUUUUGUCCUUGAAAGCCGUAACUCACAUUCCCCUCUAGUCCUCCUUGUGGGUGAUCGGAGUGGGUCUCUCUCCAAGCACUACAUGCUGGCCGCUACCUGCUGCUUGGGUAGAUGGCAAUAAUGCUGUUACUAGCAACUUUAGGCCUUUGUUGUUUAACUUAUUCCAAGGAUGUACUCCUCAGCCCUGCCCAUCUUCCUCUCUGCCUAGCCACGAGGGGCCUGGUGGCCCCAGGAGGGAGCACCUCGCUCCUGUAGCUGGCCCUGUCAGAGCAGGGGCACACCCAGGUGACAGCUUGGGUGUGUUAGAUCUGGGUCUUUCAUUUGGGGGGUGAGGGCGGGAUGGGUUGUUUCUUCUUUUGGUGUAAUGUUCUACAAAUCCUCCUUUGGCCUGAGAAUAUGUUAAUUGCCUUAAAUAAAUUAAUAGAAAUCUA